AUGCUUCAGGAUGUUGGAGGGCCCGUCCCUCCGAACACAGACCAUGCAGUCAGCGUGUCACUUCCGACAUGGGAAGCAAACGUGGCUUAUGAAGAAGGUGCUGAGUGGCUCGCAAAGAAGAUGCAAUGUGGUUAUCCGAGGUUCUUCGUUCAUCCCAUAAUCCAGAAUCUUGCUCGAGAAGUUGUACGUCGCCAGGGUGACCCCGAAACCGAGUUGGCUACUCUAUUUCCGUCGCCAAAGACCGCGAAUGUGUGCCAUUCGUUUGUUUUAUCGAGGAUACGUUCAGAAGAAUCAUCGAGAGUGCGAAUUGUGAACUUCGUCCCGUGCACCCGCACUGAUGCCGAGUCUCCCGCAGUGACAUCGCUCCUCUCGUGCGUGAUAUAUCCCAAAGAGUAUGCGUCAAUCGCCAAGCAAGUAUGGCAACACACUGGCAAUGGAGUGUCAAGCCGCCGUGGCGAGUUUUGUCUCAAGGCCCUGGAAGAUAACUUUCUUGUGGAGGAGAGCAGGUCAGCUAUGGCCGACGCUGCUGCACAAAGACCCUGUAAAGGACCACGAAGAUACCAGGGUAAAGGAUCUAUCAGUGGGCUUUCUCGAGGAACCGGAGCACACUCUAUGACGCCAAGCGCAUCUCCCGCAGUUGAUGGGGCCCAAGAGGCCCAAGAUGGCCGGGAGUAUUCCCAGUUUAUUGAGGAGCGGUUUGGCCGGAACCUCAACACCUCUUUGGCCGAUCAAGCAAAGCUGGCCGUCCGCAGACGGAUAGCAGGUGUUAUGACUGCUGAUGUUGAAUUGAGCGAGGCUCUUGAGAAGGCGUCAGAUGAAGGGCGUGUGGCGGGUUUGACCGAAGACGACGUCUAUCUCUUCCCUAGCGGAAUGGGUUCAAUUUUCAAUGCCCAUAAGAUUGCGCUGGCUGCUAGAGGCGCCAUGAAGAGCAUCUGCUUCGGCUUCCCGUAUAUUGAUACGCUGAAGGUCCUUGAAAAAUGGGGCCCAGGAUGCUUAUUCUACGGGCACGGUUCGUCUGGAGACUUGGAUGAUUUGGAGUCGCGCUUGGCCAACGGCGAAAGGUUUCUCGCCCUUUUCACUGAAGUGCCUGGUAACCCGCUACUUAAAACGCCAGAUCUCAGAAGAAUACGGUCACUUGCCGACAAAUACGAGUUUCUUGUAGUGGUGGAUGAGACCGUUGGCAACUUCCUCAAUAUCAACGUGCUUCCAUACGCAGACGUCGUUGUUAGCAGCUUGACAAAAAUCUUCAGCGGGGACAGCAAUGUUAUGGGAGGAAGCGCCGUCAUCAACCCACAUGGACGCUUCUAUCAAGAUUUGAAAAAUGCGUUCAGCAAAGAAUACGAGGAUGAUUACUGGGCAGAGGACGCAGUGUUUCUUGAAAGGAACAGCCGCGACUUCCUGUCGAGAAUCGAGAAGAUUAACAAGACUUCGGAGGAUAUCACGGCAAUGUUGAAAGAAUCGCCACUAGUGAAAGAGAUUUACUAUCCCAAGUAUGGUCCUUCAAAGCCAUUCUACGAUAACGUCCGUAACCCUAACGGGGGUUACGGCGGUCUGUUUUCGGUCACUUUCCACACAACUCCCGAGGCGACUGCUUUCUUCGAUAACUUGGAAGUUAUGAAGGGACCUAGUCUUGGCACCAAUUUCACUCUUAGUUGUCCGUACACAUUGAUAGCACACUACAACGAACUGGAAUGGGCAAGCUCAUUUGGCAUCGAUUUUGACUUGGUGAGAGUAAGCGUCGGGUUAGAGGAUAUUCCGGACAUUCGUUCUAGGUUUCAACAAGCCCUAGAUGCAGUGGCUAGUGUUAAGAAGUCAUAA
Molecule: messenger RNA, 1818 nt
Organism: Aspergillus chevalieri
Lineage: Eukaryota; Fungi; Ascomycota; Eurotiomycetes; Eurotiales; Aspergillaceae
Product: cystathionine gamma-synthase
Exons: 5
Coding region: 1-1818 (605 amino acids)
Biological process (GO): transsulfuration
Molecular function (GO): cystathionine gamma-synthase activity; pyridoxal phosphate binding
Source: RefSeq, a predicted model, not a curated record